AUGGCUGGUAGCCUGGAAGGACUUUAUCCUGAACUUGACAGAUCCCACAUCCUAACUCAGUUCAGCGAGCAUAGGGUCAAUGGGACAAGUAGAUGGUCAGCUCCACCAAGCCCCUCAGUAGAUAGAGCUUGGCUAGAACUAGGAGUUCGCGAUGUUGGAUUUCUCGUUCCAAAGACAGUCGGUAUCAGCCAUGGUCUUGAUCCUAGAGAGCAAAAAUAUUACCCAAAAGGAACAUAUCGCAGCGAUUCUGAACUAGAAGGAUUCAUCGUGUUUGUUCAAGCCUUUCACGACCUACAUUGUUUGGAUGAGCUCCGAAAAGCCCUCUACUUCAACAAACCCUACUACCGCCAAUACGAAGAUGAUAAUCUCGUGCCGGAGUGGUUCCGCGUAAGCCAUAUUAAUCAUUGUCUAGACAAUAUUCGUGAGACCUUGAUGUGUGCAGCUGAUAUAGGGGUAAUACCAACCGUAUGGACGGGAUCGCAUAAUAGCUCCAUUAGAUUCUCUAACAAGCAUCAAUGCAAUAGUUACGAUUCAUUGCUAGAGUGGAAAGCGAAGUGGGAUGCAGAUCAUCCUGCUUUCGCAAAGGAGUUGCCGGAGCAGUUUCAAGCACCUCCAGAUGCAGUUUUUCAUGACCCUAGCGAAUGGGUGGUCUAA
Molecule: messenger RNA, 654 nt
Organism: Bipolaris zeicola 26-R-13
Lineage: Eukaryota; Fungi; Ascomycota; Dothideomycetes; Pleosporales; Pleosporaceae
Exons: 4
Coding region: 1-654 (217 amino acids)
Biological process (GO): mycotoxin biosynthetic process
Source: RefSeq, a predicted model, not a curated record